UGUCCUAGUCUAUUUCAAUGUCUUUAAAUGAUUGUUUCUUAUAAUUACACUACAAUAAAUAAAGUAUAUAUUGAUAUAAGCAUAUGGCAAAGUAUAAUUUAAAUUUAGUUGCCUGUACAGUUAACACAAAAUUUUUGUUUCAUUCUUUAUCACCUAAAUUAGCUUAAGAUUGAUGAUUAUCAUACACGUUUUUCGCACUGAUAAAACAAAAUGAAAAAAUGUUAGAGCUCGCGUGUGACUAAAGUUUUUUUAGUGAAAAUGAAGUUAAUAUUAAUAAUAGUUAUUGUGUUUAUUGAAUUAAUAAUAAACGUUAGAGCUUUGGAUAAUAAAAGUUUGGUAGCUGUACAUUUAAUUUUUAGACAUGGAGACAGAUGUCCAGAAAUGAACAAUUUGUAUAAAAGCAGCCCAUAUUAUAACGAAUCUUAUUUCAAACCCAGCGGAUUUGGACAACUGACAAAUAAAGGAAAACUGACAGCUUAUAAUCUUGGCAAAGACAUAAGAACAAAGUAUACUGGAUUUUUGGAUGAAACUUAUAAUAUUAAUUUAAUAGACGCUCGAAGUAGUGACUUUAACAGGACUAAAGCCUCGUUACAAGCAAUGUUGGCAGGUCUUUUUCCACCAACAAAAGAACUUACCUGGUUACCAGGUUUCAAUUGGCAACCGAUUGCCACUACCUAUGUGGAAAGAAACUCGGAUAAGGAGCUCUUCUGUUUUGGUUGCCCCUCUUGGGAUGUGAAUAAAGACAGAUAUUUAGCUAGUGAAGAAGGAAAGAGUGUGUUCGGGAAAUAUGAUUCUUUACUUGAUUUUUUAUCUAAUAAAACCGAAGAAAAAUACGAAAUACUUAAUGCUUACUAUUUGAAUUUUGGAUUUGAGAUUUUGGAAGAACUUGGUUAUCCUUUACCGGAUUGGGCAUCUGACGUGUACCCGUAUCCUUUGAAAAAUUUAACUUUGGAUUAUUACGGUUCUAUUACAGCAACCAGAAAUCUUCGUCAAAUGGCUGGAGGGUAUCUUUUGAAGCACAUUUUGCACGAUACUGAUCAGAAAAUAAAUGGAAGCUAUCCCGAUAAGAAAAUGUACCUAUGGUGUGGUCACGAGAACAAUAUUGCAUCUGUACUUCAGAUUUUAAAAGUUUGGACAAUAGAUGAUGUUGCUAGUUACGGAAGUUAUAUAGCUUUUGAAUUACAUUACGUCAAUGGAGUUUUUGGAUUUCAGAUACUUUAUAAAAACCGUAAUGAGCCAGUAGUCGUCAAGUUACCAGAUUGUGAUGAAUUUUGUCCAAUAGACACUUUUAAAAAUCUAGUGGGAGCAGAUAUUCCUAUUGAUGACAGUAUUUGUAGAGGAGCUAAAUCGUCUGCAUCCAACUUAGAAGUUUCAAUAAAUUAUAUUUUAGUGCUUAUAAUUUCAGUGUACCAUGUAUUUUGUGAACAG
This is a messenger RNA of Psylliodes chrysocephalus, 1428 nucleotides long. Lineage: Eukaryota; Metazoa; Arthropoda; Insecta; Coleoptera; Chrysomelidae. The record is from the annotation of a GenBank genome assembly.